Molecule: messenger RNA, 829 nt
Organism: Gamsiella multidivaricata
Lineage: Eukaryota; Fungi; Mortierellomycota; Mortierellomycetes; Mortierellales; Mortierellaceae
Exons: 1
Coding region: 68-283 (71 amino acids)
Source: RefSeq, a predicted model, not a curated record
CCGAUUUGAUGAUAAAGUUUUAUUUAUAGAACGAAAACGAACUUGCAUUUUCGUUCCUUCUGUUUCAAUGGCCUAUUCUGUCUACUUGUUGUGUCCAUUGUGGAAUACACUGAUCCUGGGAGCUAUUGUCGCUGAUGCCGAUGUGCAUCUCAAUGGUCAGUGGUUAAUGGUCAGGCAGUCAGUGCAUCUAGUCCAUUUCACUCCCCAUUGGUUCACUCUCCACGGCUCCUUCGUCCGUUUCCGUAUCCUGUCCUUCAUUCUUUAUCUCCCUCCAUUGGCGUAACGAGAUUAAAAUAACAUGCAGUGCAACGAUGAUGGGGAAGCAAAGAAGUAAUGCACUGUGCAGCAGUAAAAAGGAUCGCGAUUUGAUCUGAUAUCAUAUCAAGCAUCAGCCUGUGGGUUGUGGUUCAGGAACCAAGUGAGGAAUAAAUUUUUGCAGAGAGAGAGAGAAUAUAGCACUAUGACAAUAUGACAGCAUGACAGCGCAGGACAUGGUGCACUAUGACCGUCGCAUUCAAGAUAGAUCGCGAUCACGAAUAACGAAUUCCCUUUGUUGCUUGAAUGAAAGCGGAUGUACGUGGCCAUGGUCCUCAAUCUGUCAUAACACUAACUGACAAUGCAAAAAUAGAUGAGGGUACCCAUGCAGCCCUGCCCUAUCUCUCCACCUAUGUACCCCAUCUUGUAUGAUGCUACAGGUCUCAGGACGCUAUGGUUCUGCAACCCAAGGGCAAUCUCGCGAGAGAGAUAGAGGAGGAGAGCGAGAGGGAGGGAGAGAGCACAGCGAGCGGGAAAUAAAAAAAAAUAGAUGCUGGAGGAGUAUACAUAAUCC